This is a messenger RNA of Leopardus geoffroyi (Geoffroy's cat), 2019 nucleotides long. It is a transcript of the gene ZNF784, whose product is annotated as zinc finger protein 784. Gene Ontology annotation, molecular function: DNA-binding transcription factor activity, RNA polymerase II-specific; RNA polymerase II transcription regulatory region sequence-specific DNA binding. NCBI's taxonomy places the organism in Eukaryota, Metazoa, Chordata, Mammalia, Carnivora, Felidae. Bases 52 to 1020 code for a protein of 322 amino acids. Gene Ontology annotation, cellular component: nucleus. The transcript has 2 exons. Gene Ontology annotation, biological process: regulation of transcription by RNA polymerase II. The record is from RefSeq and is a predicted model, not a curated record.
CCGCCCCCUCCCGCCGCGACCACGGGCUUGGGGGCGGGGCCUGGGCACAAGAUGGCUGCCGCGCGCCUGGAGCCCCCGAGUCCGAGCUCAGCGGCCCCGGAGCCGCGAUCCCCGGAGACGCCGGACCUGGUCCUGGUGCCAGAUGACGGCCGGCCCGCCACACCCCCGAGUGACCUCAUCGAGAUCCAGGUGGUGAAGGUGACGGACACCACGCUGGUACCUGAGCCCCCGGAGCCAGGUUCCCUCCACUGUGCCUUGUGCCCAGCUGCCUUCCGGCUGGUGUCUGAGCUGCUGUUCCACGAACAUGGCCACCUGGCGGGGGCUGAGGGUGGCGGGCAGGGUGGGGACCCCAGCCGGUGUCAUGUGUGUGGCCACAGCUGUCCGGGCCCCGCCAGCCUCCGCGCGCACUACAGCCUGCACACGGGGGAGCGGCCCUACCGCUGCGCCCUCUGCCCCCGGGCCUUCAAGGCCCUGGCGCCUCUGCUGCGGCACCAGCACCGACACGGGGUGGAGCCGGGGACCUCUCAGAGGCCCCCGGAGGCGGCGGCGGCUCGGGAACAGAGGCCCGGGGUGCCCCAGGAGAGGUCGGAGGUGGUGAUGGCGGCGGCGGCAGCGGGCGCGGCGGUGGGGAAGCCUUUCGCCUGCAGGUUCUGCGCCAAGCCGUUCCGCCGCUCGUCAGACAUGCGCGACCACGAGCGGGUGCACACGGGCGAGCGGCCCUACCACUGCGGCAUCUGCGGCAAGGGCUUCACCCAGUCCUCGGUGCUCAGCGGCCACGCGCGCAUCCACACCGGGGAGCGCCCCUUCCGCUGCGCCCUGUGCGAUCGCACUUUCAACAACUCCUCUAACUUCCGCAAACACCAGCGCACCCACUUCCACGGGCCGGGGCCAGGGGUGGGGGACUCUGGCAGCCAGCUGGCCUCCGGGGCCGAGGAGCCAGGGAGUGGCUGUGGGGCGGGAGACAGUCUGGAAGAAGGCCAAGGGGAGACGGCAAAGGUGAAGGUGGAGGUCGCCCAGUAGGCUGGGAGAGCAGGGACAUGGGGGCAUCAACGUGGGAAGUAGGAGGCACCUUGCAAGGGAGGGGGUGGGUGGGAAAAGGAGGCAGGAGAGAGGAGAUGGGGGUAGAGGUGAAAAGAGCUAACAGUGAUGGCCAUCAGCAGCUAGUACAGGAGAACAGCUUUCGGGACACCCACACACCCAUACAGCACCUCCAUGAGACUCAGAAAGGCACAGACACAGACUUGUGGAUGCCCAGGUAUGUGUGAGGAACACAGGCUGGUUUUCACUGCCCAAGCUGCCUGCUCAUUCGGUUGUCCUCAUGCAAGACACAGUUUGUCCCCACAGAGCCUGGGCACCAUAGAGGGUGAGCCAGGGUUGAAUGGAAGGGGCAGAACUGGGGUCAGUCCUUCAUCUACAGAACCCUGGACUAUCUUGGGGGCCUAGGGUGGACCAGGAUGGAAUCUUUUGCCUACCUCACUGGAUUGCACUGAACCUGGGAUGCCUACCCACCCUCAGGCAGAAGACACCUGCCAGGUCCUCCAUGAAGAGACUCUGGGAUCCCAUCACCUCGAAGCCAGAGGGUCCCCAAGUCCUAGCUGAGAGCACUUGAGCCUCAAGGAUGUAAGCAUGACCCUAAGGAUCUUGACUCUAAGAGUUGCUCCCUGCUCCCAUGGUGGGCCCUCCUUAACCCACUGACUCUGAGGCAACAACAUUACAACAGACAGCAAACAGCCACCUAAUACCCCCAUCAUAGGCCUUUAGGUUCAGAGCCCAUGGCCCCCAGGGCUACAGAGUAGCCUCAGUUUUCUCUGAUCUCCUCCGCUCCCUGUUUGAAGCAAACAGCUUACUGCCUGACCCAAUGCUAUCCCACGGAAGUGUUGGGGAAGGCAGCAUGGUGGGCUGGCCUGUGUACGGCAGGUGUGGAAUGAACUGAGUCACCGUGGCGGGGGCAAAAGGAGGACCUGGGGGCUGGAGGUGGGGAGCCUCCAGUUCUCCUAUUAAAGGACUUUCUGAAGGGUC